Anguilla rostrata (American eel) is the source of this 2754-nucleotide messenger RNA. It is a transcript of the gene ric8b, whose product is annotated as RIC8 guanine nucleotide exchange factor B. Gene Ontology annotation, molecular function: guanyl-nucleotide exchange factor activity; G-protein alpha-subunit binding. The coding region runs from base 236 to 1864 and encodes 542 amino acids. Gene Ontology annotation, cellular component: cytoplasm; plasma membrane. The transcript has 10 exons. Lineage: Eukaryota; Metazoa; Chordata; Actinopteri; Anguilliformes; Anguillidae. The record is from RefSeq and is a predicted model, not a curated record. Gene Ontology annotation, biological process: G protein-coupled receptor signaling pathway.
ACAUCCAAUUACUUUUGCUUGUUCGGAAUAUUGCAUCUGCGUGACGUUUCCUGGCCGGAGUUAAAGGGUGAAACCCAAAGGAGGAAGAGACCGUGAGUUAGCAUUAGCAGCAUUUGGGCAGGGAUUCCCCGGUUAGCCAGUCAACCAGUUUCCUGACAGGGAAAGGGGUUUAGUGCGAAUUGUGAGUUUAGUCAUCUACUGCCAUUUGAAGUACCGCUUCAUUAUUUUGUGAAAGAUGGAUCUGAAAUGCAUUUUGUCACAAAUGGAAAUGGACAAUGAGGAAGAAACCUCCCGGCUUCUCCAGCAGUACAACCGAGAGAAUAAUCGCACUUUCACAUUUGAACAGAAGGAAGAGGAGAAUAGAGUUAGGCUGUGCCAGUCCCUGCUGAGGGUUCUGGGGACGGCGGUGGGACGGGCCUGCCAGCGCACCUGCCUGGAGACGCUGCGCAUCCUGUCCCGGGACCGGCGGGUGCUGGGGCCCGUGGGCACCCGGGAGGGGGUGCUGCUGCUGGCGCGGCUGGCGGGCCUGCCCACCGCCCACGGGGAGGUGCUGGCCGAGAUGGGGGCGGAGCAGGAGGAGGAGCGGGAGGAGGAGCAGGAGCGCGUGGCGGUGGAGGCGCUGAAGUGCCUGUGCAACGUGGUGUUCAACAGCGCGGCGGCGCAGCAGGCGGGGGCGGACGUGCGGCUGGCGGGGGGGCUCUGCGCCAGGCUGAGGGCCGACCGCGCCCCCCCCCACGAGGUGCGCCUCUUCUCCCUGCGCCUCCUCUUCCUGCUGUCGGCCCUGCGCGCGGACGUGCGCGCCUCCCUGCGUGACGAGCUGCGUGCCCUCGGCCUGCUCACACAGGUGCUGGAGCGCGCCCUGGACGUGCGCUGGGCGGGGCCCUACGAGGCUUCCGCCCCUGACCCACAGGCCCCGCCCAUCCCCGCGGAGGCCAGCGAGCGCGCCAUGGAAGCGCUCAAGGCCCUGUUCAACCUGACUCUGUCUGACACCACGGUGGAGGAUGGCGCUCACCAGCUCCGCCUCAUCUCUGCCAUCAUGCGCCACCUCCUGCUGCUCAGGGCUCAGACAGAGGAGAAAACAGAGGAGGCACACAGCCACGCUGUGAAUCUCCUGAGCAACCUGCCGGUGUCCUGCCUGGACGUGCUGAUUGACACGCCCGUGCGGGGGGGCCUCCCCGAGUAUGGGGGGAGGAACAUGGAGGCCGUGCAGGUGCUGCUGGACUUCAUGGAGAAGAGGAUAGACAAGCAGGCGACAAACUAUAAGGAGGGGCUGACGCCUGUGCUCACCCUGCUGACUGAGGGGUCCCGGCACCACCGCGACAUCCGGAGGUACAUAAAGGCACAGGUCCUCCCCCCUCUGAAGGACGUGACCAACCGGCCGGAAGUGGGCACCACCGUGCGCAACAAGCUGGUGCGGCUCAUGACCCACGUGGACAUGGGCGUGAAGCAGAGCGCCGCCGAGUUCCUGUUCGUCCUGUGCAAGGAGAGCGUGGACAACCUGCUGAAGUACACGGGCUACGGCAACGCCGCGGGGCUGCUGGUGGCGCGCGGGCUGCUGGCCGGUGGCCGUGGCGACACCGAGUAUUCCGAGGACGAGGACUCCGACACCGAGGAGUACAAAGAGGCCAAACCCUUUAUUAACCCCAUCACCGGGCACAUCGAGGAGCCCAUGCCCAACCCCAUGGAGGAGAUGACCGAGGAGCAGAAGGAGUACGAGGCGCAGAAGCUGGUCAACAUGUUCGACAAGCUGUCCAGACACCAGUUCAUCACCCCGAUGGGAAUGAAGCCGGACGGCACUCUGGCGCCCCUUCAGGAAGCAGUCAGCCAGUGCACCGUGGAAAGCUGCAGCUCCGAUUCAGACUAGCCCCGCCCACUACCUACAGGCCCCGCCCACUGCCCCGUUUGCCCCAGGUAUUCCAGACUGCCCCGGCCCCGCUGGUCCUCCAGGGGGAGCUGAUUUAGCCCCCAGCACUGCUUCUGGAUCAGCGUGAACAUGUAACUCUGACUUAGGGGGAAAGGACUUGGGCUGGCUGCACUGAUCCUGGAACUAUUGGGGGCUCAAAAUUCUGACAUUCCAGUGAGUCUGUAAGAAAAACAGGAAUUAAAUGUACUGACAGCAGUGGGAUCAGAAAUGGCACAUUAAACCACAGACAGGGUGUCAGUGAGCCCAGUCUGUGCUCUGAGAGACAUUAAACCACAGACAGGGUCAGUGAGCCCAGUCUGUGCUCUGAGAGACAUUAAACCACAGACAGGGUGUCAGUGAGCCCAGUCUGUGCUCUGAGAGACAUUAAACCACAGACAGGGUGUCAGUGAGCCCAGUCUGUGCUCUGAGAGACAUUAAACCACAGACGGGGUCAGUGAGCCCAGUCUGUGCUCUGAGAGACAUUAAACCACAGACAGGGUGUCAGUGAGCCCAGUCUGUGCUCUGAGAGACAUUAAACCACAGACAGGGUGUCAGUGAGCCCAGUCUGUGCUCUGAGAGACAUUAAACCACAGACAGGGUGUCAGUGAGCCCAGUCUGUGCUCUGAGAGACAUUAAACCACAGACGGGGUCAGUGAGCCCAGUCUGUGCUCUGAGAGACAUUAAACCACAGACAGGGUGUCAGUGAGCCCAGUCUGUGCUCUGAGAGACAUUAAACCACAGACAGGGUGUCAGUGAGCCCAGUCUGUGCUCUGAGAGACAUUAAACCACAGACAGGGUGUCAGUGAGCCCAGUCUGUGCUCUGAGAGACAUUAAACCACAGACGGGGUCAG